Messenger RNA from Lactuca saligna, 1179 nucleotides. The record is from the annotation of a GenBank genome assembly. Lineage: Eukaryota; Viridiplantae; Streptophyta; Magnoliopsida; Asterales; Asteraceae.
AUGCAUGAGCAUGGAGUUCAUUUCUCGUUGGAAGGGCCUAUAAUUUAUCAACUGCCAACGGGGAAGGUGGGUAUUCCGAUAGCGAUCUUCGAGGCCGGGUUUCAUCUUCUUGUUUCUGAUUUCUUCAAUGAGGUUAUGCGAGAAUAUGGUUUCUUCGAGGAUCACAACCUGACCCCAAACGAUGUGAACAAGAUAGUUGGAUUUGAGUUAGGUGAUUUGGUUGGGGCUAGCUAUCCUUGUGUGCCCAUGGCUUCAGAUCGGGUGCCCCAACUAUUGGGGGUUGGUUUGUCAGUGGUUCACGCGUUGAGAGGGUUUUUUUUUAACGGUGAAGAUUGGUCGGACUGUGUAUUGGCAACAUGCGAAAUGAGCGUUGGUUGGCGGUCGCGUGGAAAGAUGCCUCAGUUUUAUGUGGACAAUGAUGUUUUUUUUUUAAAAAAGAAGGGGGGUUUUGCGUUGUUGCCAUUUCAGGGCAGUGUCCCUCCUGUCGAGGUGGGGGUCAGGGCUACUUCUCCGGUCAGGGGAUCGAGUAUGGCUACCGCUCAAUCCGUCUCUCGGCGUCGAUCUGCUUCUAUCGAUUCUUCUCUUGAGGAGGAUAUCAGUGGCAGUACUAUUGGCCAACGUUUACAUCGGAAACACAACAUCGAUCCUCUGCUCGCUAAUUCAUCCAUUGUUAAUGAGAUUACUUACGGUGAUGACCUAAAAGUUCCCGCCCGUGUGUGGUCCCGACAUGCAUUUCCUUCGGUUACCCUGGAGGCUCUCGAUGCUCUUUCUUAUUCUCACGUGGCGAACGAUCUUAUGUAUGUCGCUGCUCAGGUUGCUCUUUACUUGGUGGCAGUUGUUGGUCAUCUUUGUUACAUAGGGGAGAACACUAUUGUAGAAUCUCGGUUGGCGACUCUAGAUGGGGAGAAGGUGGCGGUUCGUGUGGUAGACCAUGUUGUUGAGAGUAGUGAGUCCGCGGUAUGGAUUUUUCGUGUGAAUGUCGUGUCUAUGGCUACUGGUACAGAGAGGAGGAAGCAGAAGGCACGAGUGUGGACAUCCGGCAGCAGUCCUGGAUCAUCCAAUCUAGAUGUUGCGGCACGGUCUAUUGAUGCAAUGCAUGUUGCCAUCAAGGCUUUUUCGAAGAUGGACUUCAUGUCUUAUCUUCAUUUGGUCGAGCUCGGCCUUACCGAUCUUCACUAA